UGGAGGCGUAGCUCCUCGGAGUAUCAGCAAGUGCAGAACAAGGAACAGACUCAGAUUCAUUUAAGGAGGCGGAGGGUUGCGCACACAAGUUUACCACAGUGGAGUUGAAGUUAUCCUUUAUCCCCAAAAACGAGAAAACACAUCUCUUCUUUUAAAGAGGAUACUUCAGCGGGGGAGCAGGAAUCCAAAACAGGUUCUAUCCCAGUCAUAAGUGGUGUGUGUGUUACCUCCCAGUGGUCUGUGGUCCUCUCCCAGUGCUGAAAAAUGAGUCUGAGCACCAGUGAUCUGGAGGAACUUUGGGAGUCGUUCGGGGACCUCAACUUCUCAGAAGCCUUUAGCAACAUAACCAGUGUGGAUUCAAUGGUGUGUGCCACGGCUUUUAACCGCAACGCUCUGCUCUACUCCAUGUGUGUCCUCUACACUUUUAUCUUCAUUGUCGGUCUUGCUGCUAACGCUCUGGUCCUCUGGGUAAACAUCCGCGCACAAAGAGACUCCACCCCUCGCCAUGAGACACACAUGUACAUCGCCCAUCUGGCAGUCGCAGACCUAUGUGUGUGCGCCACCCUGCCUGUGUGGGUGAGCUCGCUAGCCCAGCACGGCCACUGGCCCUUCGGUGAGGUGGCGUGUAAACUCACACACCUUCUCUUCUCCGUCAACCUCUUCGGCAGCAUCUUCUUCCUUGCCUGCAUGAGCGUUGACCGCUACCUAAGCGUGACACAGCAGGGAGACAACGAGGGAGGGGCGCGCAGGAAGCUAAUCCGCCGUGGAGCUUGUGUAGCGGUGUGGCUUCUGGCUCUGGUUGCCUCCCUGCCAGACACCUACUUCCUGCGUACUGUGAAGUCAGCACAUGGGGACACCAUGCUGUGCAGGCCUGUGUAUCCGGGUGAAAACCCUAGGGAAUGGAUGGUGGGCGUGCAGCUGAGCUUCAUCCUGCUGGGCUUUAUUCUUCCCUUCCCCGUCAUUGCAGUGUUCUACGCCCUGCUCGCCAGAGCUUUUACCCGCUCCUCUUCUUCUUCACCCUCUUCCACAGUGGAGCAGGAGCGUCGUGUAAGCCGCAGGGUGAUCCUGGCAUACAUCGUGGUGUUUCUGGGCUGCUGGGGGCCCUACCAUGGUGUCCUUUUGGUUGAUGCCUUGUCUCAGCUGGGCCUGGUGCGUCUGACCUGUGGCCUGGAGAAUGUGAUCUACGUGGCCUUACACCUCACCCAGUGCCUGUCCUUGCUCCACUGCUGUUUCAACCCCAUCCUCUACAACUUCAUCAACAGAAACUACCGCUAUGACCUCAUGAAGGCCUUCAUCUUUAAAUACUCCACAAGGACAGGCUUGGCACGCCUCAUUGAUGCUUCCAACAUGUCAGAGACUGAGUACUCUGCUGUAGCUGUAGACAACCCACCACAGAUUUGAAAUGUACAAAACUCAAAUAGCAUUUCUGGAACACUGUUUCUAAAUCUUCAUGACUAUAAUGCAAUACAAAUGUAUGUUACAACUAUGUUAUUUGUUCUUAUCAGAAUUUGUCCACACUCAGCAUUCUUUGUACAGACAUCUGCUUGAGUCAUGUAGAAAAGCUUGAAGACAGGCUAAUGCCAACGUUGACGAACCAAUUUAAAAGCACUUAGAAAGCAGUUGUAUUAUAACAGUUGAUGCUGAAAUCAUAUGGAUAUUGUCACUCAUUUGUAAAGCCAAAUCAGUGGCUUUAAGUGUGUAAAAUCAUUGUGUGUAUGUGUGUGUGUGUGUGUGUUGGUGUGUUUGUUGUGCAUAAUCUGACAGGCUUUGGAUAUUGAUAGUGUCAGCAAAGUAAUAUAGUUAAUCUUUUUAUUAUUAAGUUGUAUUUAUAUACUGUAUAUUUGAACGGUUUUGCCUCUUUCAUGUUGUAAAUCAAAGUCUUCACACACUGACAUUGUUCAGUGCUUCACUUCAUACAAUGCUGCUUUUUCAUUUUAGUUGAGCCACUGACUGGCUCAGUGUUUUAGUCCUGCUGUCUCAUUGGUAAUCACAACCUCAUCAGUUGAAUUCUACAGACAAAUUAUUUAAAUACAUUUUGAGUCUGUCCUGCAACUCAGGUUUGUAAAUGAACUAAAAAAAAAAGAGUUUUCUGUGUUGCAUAGUUUGAGGAAUAGUUUUUUUGGACAAUUUGCUACAAGUUAGAUACCACUCUCAUGUCUUUACACUAAAUAUUAAGCUAUAGCCAGCUGCUGAUAAGCUCAGCUUGUGUGGUUCUGUCCGAAGACAAACAAAAACAUAUGUGUACAAGCACCUCCAAAGCACACUUAAUACCACGUUAAAUUUGUUUGUUUACAAAAAACAACUUUUUGGGAGGAGAAUUAUGUGCGACAUUAUAUCUUAGCUGGACACAUAUACUUUCUGUGGUUUAUGCACCUAACUAAGCUAAGAUAAUCCCAUGCUGGCUUUAGCUUCAUAUUUAGCGUACAGUCAUGAGAGUGGCACUGUAUUGACCUCCUCAUCUACUGUAACUCUUUACAAGAAAGCAAAUAAGCAUAUUUUCCAAUAUUCAAACUGUUCCUUUGAAGAAAGCCAAGGUGUUCCAAUAUUUCCAAGCAUUGUCUGGAGGCUUCAACUGGGACCACUGAGCUCAUAGAACAGAAAGAUGUAGCUCCUGUGUAUUCUGAAAUGUACAGUUUUACGUAAUAUACUGUCACUAUAUUAAACAAAUUUUAAUGACCAAAUAACAUGAAUAAAAAGCUUCAUUACUUCCAA
Messenger RNA from Etheostoma spectabile (orangethroat darter), 2712 nucleotides. Its product is annotated as atypical chemokine receptor 3. Lineage: Eukaryota; Metazoa; Chordata; Actinopteri; Perciformes; Percidae. Gene Ontology annotation, cellular component: membrane. Gene Ontology annotation, biological process: G protein-coupled receptor signaling pathway; chemotaxis; angiogenesis. The record is from RefSeq and is a predicted model, not a curated record. The transcript is spliced from 2 exons. Bases 265 to 1401 code for a protein of 378 amino acids. Gene Ontology annotation, molecular function: chemokine binding; coreceptor activity; G protein-coupled receptor activity.